GCCGCGUGAUGGAGCGCGAGGCGCGCAGGGCAGCUAAGAAUGGCCGAACCGGUGCCGAGCCCGCGGUCGCCGACGUCCACCGUGAUGGCCGGGGCGGCGUGUGGUGGGACGAGCAUGAGGAGUGGGAGUACGCACACCUCCUGGGCGGCGAGACUUCGUUUGAUGUGGCCGCCGAAGACGAACAUGCGUGGGUUGAUUUCGAUACGGCUGCGAACGUCACCUCGACAAACACUGUGGUAGAGUCGGAGGAACGCCGUGGGAGCGUGUCGUCGCAGGACUCUGACCUUGACCCGCGUUACGCGCUCCCGGCUCCAGGCGUAGAGAGCAGCACGGACGACCUCGUGGCCUUCGGCAGCGCCCUCACGCCUGUCGCGAGCUGCACCCCUGGCCUCUCCGUCCUGUCCAUCCCCGCGCGCUCGAGGCGCACGGCCCCCCACCUGCGCAAAGCCGCCUUCAUCCGCGAUGCCUACGCGUUUGUCCCUCCAAUGUCGCCGCGCUCGCCUGUCACCCCCGCGCGCGCUGUGCUCAAGGGCAAGGCUCGCCGCCGCCCCGCACCGCUCACGCUCCUUCCGCCUGCUCCCCAGACGAAAUGCCCUACCAACUCACCAGCCGAGCAACCGAGCGCACCUUUCUUCUCAGACUCAUUCGCGCCUGCGCCUGCUCCUGCGGUGUCAAAGCUUGCUGUUGUGGCAGAAGUUGCCAGGACCGGGAGGGGCAUCAAUAAAAAAACCUCUCGCCUGAAUCUCGCAGUAGGUGGAGGCGUGAAGGGAUUUUUCAAGGCGAUGACCGGGCGGAAGGAGUGAAUGAUUGUCUUUUCGAGAUGGCUUUAGAUUGUCUAGUUACAUUACUUAUAUUCGCAGAAUGCUCGUGCCUGAUGUAAUAAUGAUGUUACGACUUGCUAUUGACAGGAACAUCAAUCUCGUUAUC
Molecule: messenger RNA, 927 nt
Organism: Heterobasidion irregulare TC 32-1
Lineage: Eukaryota; Fungi; Basidiomycota; Agaricomycetes; Russulales; Bondarzewiaceae
Exons: 1
Coding region: 9-803 (264 amino acids)
Source: RefSeq, a predicted model, not a curated record